CCGAAACUAUAUAUAUUUAUAAGAGUUUGUCGAACUGAAGUCCACAGAGAGAAAGGACCAACGUAUAUAUACGUUCAAAGUAUGUCAAAGAACCUUUAAAACCUUAUCAAGCUGACAUCAGCUGCCAUAACCGGUCACGCAAUAAUACAAGCGAUAUUCAUAUAAAGACGCUGUGAUCUUGAGAACAGUCACUUGAGCUUCUGAAUUUGUGAGAAGCAAAACUGAGGGCAAUUGGUUGAACUGAAGUCAGAAGUUAGAGCAUAAUCAUUUCUAAAGCGACACAGAAAUGCUCAAUUGUGACCAGUAGUUAGAUUGUUUGGUUGAAACUUUAUAAACACCAAUUUCUGCGGUGUUUAGUAGCACAGGACACAGCCAAUAUCGAUAUCUACGGACUGAAUCCUACGUCCAAUAUACUUUGUUUGUUUUUCUAAAAACCAGGUUUAAAAUUUCAACUAUGAUGGAGUGGAGUGACAAUAUCACUGUGAGUUAUCUGACAAAUCCCACUGAGAGGUGGACAGGUAGUGAUAAGCUGAAUUCCAUAGAUUUUCUAAAACGACUACGUUUAAGUCGAAUGAUUUCAUUAAUUUUAAUCGCCAUCUUCACUGUUCUGGGAAAUGCUUUGGUGUUGAUUGUGACAUGGAAAGAAAAACGUCUUCAUCAACCAAAUAAGUAUUUUAUCGCUUUACUGUCUGUCGCAGAUCUUCUAGUUGGUUUAUUUCUGGCUCCAUUCUUCGCUUAUCAAUUUGACCUAGGAUACACGAGCAGUGACCGAGAUAAUAUGUCGAUUCAUCUGUGUCGUUUUAUGGUGUGGAUGGACGUCUUUGCUUUAACAACAUCUAUUUACUCGCUGACAUUUAUUAGUUUUGACCGAUAUCUCAAAAUCAGCAAACCACUUCUGUACAAAUCACGGAUGACCACUUCCAGAUCAAUAAAGAUCAUUUUCGCCAUUGUUCUCAUUUCAACGGUUUUUGCGACUUACUCUGCGACUCCUUACUCAGGAAGCACCGGAAUAUUGGCCACCGGGUCUGGCCUUUGCACUUGGACACUAGGCUUCAUGAUCAAGUCCCCAAUAUUCUACCUUUUUUUAACAAUAAGUACGUUUUUUUCACCCGCUGUAAUAAUCAUUAUUAUGUACGCACGCAUUUUCCAUGUCGUUCAUAAGCGAAACAAGAUGCUCAUGAAUGGGAAACUGGGUGAAACAAUCGACAAUCAGAACCAACGAACUGCAUUACUACGAGAUAUGAAAGUGAUCAGAAUGCUGCUGGUUGUCGUUGGAGUUUUCUUACUUUGCUGGGGUCCUUUGUUUACUUGGAUAUUGAUUUAUUUUUACCAUAAAAAUCAACGUAUUAUCUUUUCUCGAAUAAAGUAUGGGACUCACGUAUUUCUUAAUAUAGCAGAGACACUUCCACUAUUCAACAGUCUGUGCAAUCCCAUAAUCUAUGUCUGUCUUGACCAAACGUACAGGGAAGCUUUUAAGAAACUUUUUCGUCGAAUGAUGCGUCGACCAGACGCACGAAGACAGCCACCAAUAGCCUGAUAAGGAAACUUACAUGAAGUAGACAUCGACUAGUAUAAUUAUAUCUAAAAUUUAGAAUAAUU
This is a messenger RNA of Dendronephthya gigantea, 1599 nucleotides long. Its product is annotated as tyramine/octopamine receptor-like. Gene Ontology annotation, cellular component: membrane. The record is from RefSeq and is a predicted model, not a curated record. Gene Ontology annotation, biological process: G protein-coupled receptor signaling pathway. Gene Ontology annotation, molecular function: G protein-coupled receptor activity. The transcript has 4 exons. Lineage: Eukaryota; Metazoa; Cnidaria; Anthozoa; Malacalcyonacea; Nephtheidae. Bases 455 to 1537 code for a protein of 360 amino acids.